AUGGUCGGCAGUGAGGCUUCCGAUAGUCAGCGAAGAGGAAGGCCUCUUCUAGCAACGGCGGCCCAGCAGUUUCCGGCCCCGACAGCAGAGCCCAGAAGAUCGCGAACGAGAUCCAGGGAGCCCGAAGAGGCCAACACACGCACAGAGCAAGAGCCUGAACUCAACAUGAGGAAAGAAGAAGAGGAUAAGAUCCGGAAUAUCAAAAUGGCAGUAGAAGAUGAGUUCGCCAAAGUGAUCCCAGCAGACUCUUUGAAGCUGAUCAAAAAGGUGUCUUUGGAACUUGCAACGAAGAUAGAACAGCUGCAGAAGACCAACUCCCGCAUCAUGCAGCAUGAGAAAGACAUCGAGUGCCUGAAGAUGAUGAGGGUUCCGAAUGGGAUGAAGCCAGUUUCGUUCCCCUACGAGACUCCCUUCUUGGACUCUCUUACCUUUGGAGAGAGUUCAUGGCACGUAGAGAUCCCAGAGCAAACUACGCUGAGGGAUGCUAAGAAGAUCAUCCACUGCAGCUACCUGCACUCCAUGCGGAAGAUUGACCUGAUGAUAGCUAAUGCCCAGCGAGUAGACCUUCGAAAAGCCACCAAGAAGUCUGAGUUCGUGAACAAGUGCUCAGAGUCUUUCAAGUCUAAAGUCCAGACUUGGCGGGAUUUAGAUCUGGAUUUUGAAGAGGAAGAACCGGAAGCCAACAAGAUCACAACCAGCAUGGUGGAGUCCAAAGCGAGCAACGUCUACAACAAGACUGUGGACCAGGCGGCAGCUUUAGUCAAGAAGCGCAAGGAUCACUUGAAGUUCCAGGAGAAGAAGAAGCAGGACAUGGUCAACAAGAUGCUCCUGAAAACCCCGGAAGAGCUGCUCAAGCAAACGAUUGACGCGCGCAUCAAGGAGAAUGUGAAGCAACGUUCGGCGAACAGCAGCAGAGAUGGAGUGAACCCGCACUUGAACUCAGCCAGUGCGUUCGUGGCUACCACCAGUGGAAUGCAAAGUGACCCUGUCGAGACCUUCUGGAUCGAGACCGCCAAGCAGAACAACAAGACUCAGCAAGAAGAGAUGGUGAGACGGUUCCUUGACCUCACCCGCAGCAUGACCGCUCCAGAGUUGAAAAUUUUGAUGGAUUGUGGAAAGGGCCACCCGGGUGCCUACUUCUAUGUUCCUGAAUACAACCGUGCCAUCUCCCAAUGGGAGAACAAGUUGAGAUGGAGGCUAUUCCAUUCUGAAUCCGAGGGGGACAGCCAGGAGCGAUCGGUAUGGUGGAAGCUGCGAAGCCGUAGAAGCACACCACCAUGCCCUCACAAGCUGGCUGAUGAAUGGGAAGUUUUCAUCUAUGAAUUGAAGAGAGGAGUCUUCACCACGGCCUAUGGGAAGCGAAGCAGUUUGAAGUUUUCUCAGUCUUGCAUUUCGAACCUCAGCAGAGUAGCAAAAUGGGGAAUCCAAAUGCUGCGCGAGGGCCCGGUAGGAGCUGUGCGUACAGACAAGGAUGGGGGAUAUGCUCUCGUCUGGAAGCAGUCUCUUGCGAAGGCGGUCCUUGAUUCCUUAUCUUUGCCCGUCUACGGGGAAAGAUUUGCUCAUGAAGCAAUGGUUGAGGAUAUCGCUCAGGACUACACCUACAUAGUCAAGUACAUCGGCCACCAAACAGAGGACGCAGAUCUCUAA
Molecule: messenger RNA, 1647 nt
Organism: Symbiodinium sp. CCMP2592
Lineage: Eukaryota; Dinophyceae; Suessiales; Symbiodiniaceae
Source: the annotation of a GenBank genome assembly